CGACUCUUGAUUUUUAUGUAGCUUCUUUUUAUUGCUUUCAAUUUAUCAUUCGAUUAAUUUCUAAUAAUAUAUCCUUCAUAUCGCUCAGUUCUUUCACAAGCGUUCGCUCAAUUGGAUCUUUCUGAAAAUAAAAUUAUUGGACGAUGGAGAAGAGCGGAGAUGAGAAAGAAGACACAGAAACAGAGGGAGACGCCGCAGCCGACGAAGAUUUUUCGAUAAUUGAUCAAGUAAGCCCAAUAAUAAAACCGGACGUCAACGUUGACAGCAUGUUAGCGUACGUCGGUGAUUUUGGACGGUACCAAAUCCUGCUCAUGGUCCUAUUUAGUAUGGUAAAUGUAUUCUCCGCAUUUCACUACUUCGCCCAGACAUUCAUCACUAUCGAACCGGAAAACUUCCGGUGCGCGAUGUUAGCUGAAAAUGAUCACGAAAAUGACGAUAAUUUCUAUGGACUUGUUAACGCUGGGCCACCAGGAAACGAGACCAGACCCCAGUCUCCAGACAAAUGCAAGGAGUUCAAUUUAGACUUGGUGGAAUUUGUGGAGAAUAAUAAUGAUACCCAGAGAAAUACAAUUUGGAAACUUGAAGACUGUAAAAAAUUUAAAUACGACAAAGAUUUUGGUUACGAAAGCAUCGUAACAGAGUUAGAGUGGGUCUGUAAUAAAUCUUGGAAAGCUGCAAUCGGACAAUCGAUGUACUUCGUUGGAUCUGUUUUUGGAACAUUUCUGCUUGGUAUCGCAGCUGACAGCUGGGGCAGAACGAAAGCCCUCGUAAUAGCCUAUCUUUUCGCCAUAUUCGGUAACACUAUGACCAUAUUCUCAUACGAUCUGGAAUUAUUCGCUGUCGCAAGAUUCAUCGCCGGCUUGGCCACCGACACUAACUUUGUCAUGAUGUACAUUAUCGUCAUGGAGUACGUACGGCCUUCGAUGAGAACUUUCGGGCUGAACGUUUGCAUAGGAAUAUUUUACUGCCUCGGAUGUAGCGUUGUCCCUUGGUUGGCCGUUGCCCUUCAAACGUGGAGAAGAUUCUUGAUCGCGGUUUCAGUGGGGAUGAUUUUGACGCCCUUCUACUAUUUCAUCCUUCCCGAGAGCGCGUCCUGGCUUUUGACUCAGGGUAGAGUCGACGAAGCAUUGAAGGGCUUUCAAAGAAUCGCUAAAAUCAAUGGCAAGACAAUCCCAGAUGAAGUCAUAGCGACAUUCAAAGAGGUCCAUGAAAACGACGAUAAACCGCCCAAGGCAGCCAUCUGCGAACUUUUUAGAACGCCAAAACUUAGGAGGAAAAUGUGUAUUCUUAUUUUCAAAACAAUGACUUUGACGCUUUGCUACGACGCGAUAUCAAGGAACGUAAACGUGAAUGGCGCGUCGCCAUUUUUAGUAUUUUCGCUUGGUUCGCUGACGAUCUUUCCCGCGGGUAUUGUGAUCCUGUUAUUGCAGGAUAAAAUAGGAAGGAAGGCACUUUUCUUCCUAGCCGUUUUGAUGUCAGCUUUUCUCACAUCCAGCUGUGGAUUGAUGAACGCAUUCGUCAAAAACACGACGGUCCUUUCUCAACAGACGAUCGUCCGAUUAAGCGUAGGUCUCACAGUAACGGCGAGGCUCUGUGUAGUCGUUGCCUUCAAUUCCGGAUCUCAAUACGCCGCUGAAUUAAUACCAACGGUAAUCAGAGGUCGAGGGGUCGCUCUCAUUCACGUUGUUGGAUAUGCCGCCAGUUUUAUGAGCCCCCUAAUAUUGUACCUGAGUAAAUAUUGGCUACCUCUUCCAGAUCUUCUGCUCAGCACAUUAUGCUUCGUUUGUGCAGCGGUUACUCUUCUUCUUCCUGAAACCCUCGGCAAAACGCUUCCUGUUACCGUCAAAGACGGGGAAGAAUUUGGGGAGAAUGAGAGACCCUGCGAUUUUGUAUGCUGCGGAGCUGGAAGAGAUCAAAAUCGCAAUUAACUAAAUUGAAUAGAUUAUGCAAAAAUGAAACAACCAAAAUGUAAUAACGACAGCCAAAGAUCUUUAACGUAUGCAGGCGACAACAUCUUUGCUGAACAUUCCUCUACCAAAAACUUUGAAGUUGCUUCAGCGAUAAAUAAUAUUUAUGCCCCGCGACAAGUCAGUCUCUGAUAUUUUUCAUGUAAGGACUAUCAAUAAGUAGUGGAAUUAAUUUAGUUUUGUCAAGUUCUAAUCAAAUCAAAUUCCACUCUCCAUGUUUCACGGAGCGCGCACUUUUUUGCGAAUGCGUAGUUCGAGAGAAGGGGGAAUGACGUAGAUUUUAGAAUGACACGGGGGCUUGGGUAACCAGCCAGGAACGCGUCAGUCAUUCAGUGUCUCGCAUUCACUCGCAUUCACCCGCGUUAGGUGUCACGUCGCGCGUAUGUCUGCCGCGUGCCUUAGAAAAGGAAACAAUUUAAAUUAAAGUACACAUACACACACUGUAAGAUAGGAAAAA
Athalia rosae (coleseed sawfly) is the source of this 2424-nucleotide messenger RNA. Its product is annotated as organic cation transporter-like protein. Bases 144 to 1928 code for a protein of 594 amino acids. Gene Ontology annotation, cellular component: membrane. Gene Ontology annotation, biological process: transmembrane transport. Gene Ontology annotation, molecular function: transmembrane transporter activity. The record is from RefSeq and is a predicted model, not a curated record. Lineage: Eukaryota; Metazoa; Arthropoda; Insecta; Hymenoptera; Athaliidae. The transcript has 9 exons.